AUGUCUGCCCUCUUGCACGAGGCUUCGGGUAGCGUCACCGGCCUGGACAAGGCGCGGGCUUUGAUCGAUGUGCCGAACCCCACUUUGGGUGUGCUGUUUUUCGCCGUUCAUCUGUUUUACCCCCUGCUGUUACUUUUCAUGCCUAUCCCUCUGAUCGGCCCGUUGCUGCCGGAGCUCUUCUUCCUU
Symbiodinium necroappetens is the source of this 186-nucleotide messenger RNA. Lineage: Eukaryota; Dinophyceae; Suessiales; Symbiodiniaceae. The record is from the annotation of a GenBank genome assembly.